ACUCUUUCUAUAUAUCUUUCACCUAAUGGUUUCUUUGAAACAAAAAAGAAAAACACUCAAAUAAUUUUCUAACUUUUUUUCAUCAUGCAGAACAACUAUCAAUCAUCCUUUCGGCAGUUCAGUGAUGAGCUUCGUGUUCAAACCAACAAUCUCUCAAAUCUUUCUCUUAACGACUCCAUCUGGAGCACCUCUUACGUAUCGAAACGGCCCGAAAAAGACCGUCGGAAUUUCGACAUUCGCGUAGGAGGAAAUGCCCACAACACCACCACCAAUGGAAACAAUAGUUCCGGACCGUCAAACCCGGACUUCAACGGGUUCAACUUUGGUUGGAAGAUCGGGUCCUCUGGGGUAAUCGGGUCAAGUAGUCCGAACCCGGUUGGUGAUUAUGGGAUUAAUGGAGGGUUUAAUAAAGGGGUUUAUUUAAACCCUGGUUUGAAUGUUAACCAGAAUAUUAAUCAGGUUAGUAAUGUUGUUAAAGUUGUGAAUGAUAAAGAUAAACGUAAGCAUGGGAAAAACAAAAAGAAUCGUGGUAAUAACAACGUUAGUAAAAGUGAAAAAGACGGCGGGAAGAAUAGUGUGGAUAAGAGAUUCAAGACACUACCGCCGUCAGAAUCUUUGCCGAGAGAUGAAACGGUUGGCGGUUAUAUCUUUGUCUGCAACAAUGAUACCAUGCCAGAGAAUCUCAAGCGGGAGUUAUUCGGUUUACCACCGCGUUACCGUGACUCGGUUAGGCAAAUCACGCCUGGUUUACCCCUUUUUCUCUACAAUUAUUCAACCCACCAACUUCAUGGAGUUUUUGAGGCUGCCAGCUUUGGGGGUACAAACAUCGAUCCCACUGCUUGGGAGGAUAAGAAAAACCAAGGCGAAUCCUCCUUUCCUGCUCAGAUACAAGACUUUCAUCAUUGAUCCCACAGCAUCCUUCUAAAACCAAUUCUUCAAGAUACUGCAACCUCAAAAUUGAAGGCAAGCAUUUUUUGGUGAUCUGUCGUACAAACAAGAAACAAUCUGAAUUAGGAAUGUAUCAAACAACCAAAAAUCAUAGGCUUUUUUCAUCAAAAACAUGGGCCCACUGGUGCGGGUGGAUCGGGAUUGAGCGGCGGAAGAUUGUGAACAGGGGCGGUGGCGGAGGAAAUGCGACAGUGGCGGAGAGUUUGGUUGCAGGUUCCAUGGCGGUUUGAUGCUCACCACCGCCUCAAGUUUUGGAGAUUUUCCACAGUGGUGGUUCAAUGUAUGUAUGUGUUCGGUUUUAAAUUGAAUUGUCUGAUGUAUGUAUGCAGGCUUUAAAUUGAAAUUGUC
Messenger RNA from Helianthus annuus (common sunflower), 1296 nucleotides. RefSeq names its product B2 protein. Bases 85 to 906 code for a protein of 273 amino acids. The record is from RefSeq and is a predicted model, not a curated record. Gene Ontology annotation, biological process: response to endoplasmic reticulum stress. Lineage: Eukaryota; Viridiplantae; Streptophyta; Magnoliopsida; Asterales; Asteraceae. The transcript is spliced from 4 exons.